This is a messenger RNA of Amaranthus tricolor (Joseph's coat), 1556 nucleotides long. RefSeq names its product reticulon-like protein B4. The record is from RefSeq and is a predicted model, not a curated record. NCBI's taxonomy places the organism in Eukaryota, Viridiplantae, Streptophyta, Magnoliopsida, Caryophyllales, Amaranthaceae. Bases 312 to 1178 code for a protein of 288 amino acids. The transcript has 5 exons.
CAUUUAACACCGUCAAUCAACUUUUCUCAUUCUGAAGAAACCAAUAAAGUAUUCUUCCUCUGUCAAUCUUGAAUCUCCUUUUUCCUUUUUUCUUUUCUUUUUGAAAUUUGAAUAAUUUUUUCCACAACUCCACCCACAAGAUUUUACUCUAAUUUUCUCAUCCAACGGUUAAUAUUCAUCCUUCUCGUAAUUUCAGGCUUUUAUAAACCCCCGCUUAUUUUUUUCUCUCUCUAUAACUAAAACCCUCAUUUCUUCCAGAAAACUCACUCUUUUUCUCCUUUGAAAUCUCAAAUCUUCUUUUUCAAGCUUUAAUGGCGGAAAAUGGUGAGAAUUUGCCUCCGCAUACUGAAGGAGAGCCAUCGUUGAUGGAUAAGAUUGCUGAAAAACUUCACUUCCAUGACAGUAACGAUCAAGAGAAAGAGACAGAAAAGGAAAAGGAGGAAGUGAAGGAGAAGCAUGAAGAUUCUUCAUCAUCUUCUUCUUCAUCAGAUUCUGAAUCUGAGAAACCUAAAUCGAAAUCGUCUGCUUCUGCAGCUGCUGCUUCUGUUCAAGCUAAGAUCUACCGGCUCUUUGGCCGUGAGAAACCUGUUCAUCAAGUUCUCGGUGGUGGAAAACCUGCUGAUGUAUUUUUAUGGAGGAACAAGAAGAUCUCAGCAAGUGUACUAGGAACGGCAACUGCGAUCUGGAUUUUGUUUGAGUUGUUGGAGUAUCAUCUACUUACUCUUGUUUGCCACAUUAUGAUUUUCUCACUUGCAGUCUUGUUCUUAUGGGCAAAUGCUACCACCUUCAUUAACAAGUCUCCUCCGCAUAUUCCUGAGGUUAGUUUGCCAGAGAAGCCAAUCAGAGAGAUUGUUGGUGCUUUGAGUUUUGAAGUGAACAGAGGACUUGCGUUAUUGCAUGAUGUUGCUACUGGAAAAGAUUUGAAGAAGUUCCUUGCUGUCAUUGCUGGUUUGUGGGUAUUGUCAAUUUUAGGCAAGAGCUGUGAUUUCUUGACCCUCUUUUACAUAAACUUCAUAUUGUUGCACACCGUCCCUGUUCUGUAUGAGAAGUAUGAGGACAAGGUCGAUGCCUUUGCAGAGAAGGCUAUUGCCGAGGCCAAGAAGCAUUAUGGUGUGGUGAAUGAGAAGUACAUUAGUAAGAUUCCAAGAGGACCCUUGAAGAACAAGAAGGCGGAUUAGAGAUGUUAAGCAAACCUUCUUCCACAAGAGUUGGGAUACUUAAUGAUUGAACUCAAAGGGUAUUCAUUAUACUACUCUUUGUUGACAUUUACAAUUUGGCAAGUUGCAUUCGACUUCUAGGGCCUAAAAAGUGGUAUUGCUGGUUUUAGUUUUGGGAAUUACCAGUUUUUGUAAGCUUUUGUGGGCUUUUCUUUGUUCUUGAUUGUUGACAGUUUGGUUUUACAAGAUAAACUUAAGAACAUUAGGGAGACUAAUCAUGUUUAUUUAUCAAAUUAUCACCAUGAUUCUCUCGACAUUUAUAAGUUAAUAGAGUUUGUUAGAGUUCAGUUUUUAAUAUAUUGGUGGCAGCAAUGAUCUGUUAUCCUUGUGCUAUGCAAA